Somion occarium is the source of this 2596-nucleotide messenger RNA. The record is from the annotation of a GenBank genome assembly. NCBI's taxonomy places the organism in Eukaryota, Fungi, Basidiomycota, Agaricomycetes, Polyporales, Cerrenaceae.
ACAGCUGCAUCAAGUUAGCCACCCCGACGAACCGCACGAGGGGCCCAAGACUGCGGUUGGUCCCCGUCAGCUUUCGCGCGAGCUGCUUCCCAGGGAUCUGGCUUGGAGGGCUCUGUACUAUGCUGAGGCUUUGACGGCGUCGGAGUCUGGUCCGCACUGACCCCCGACCGAGCAUUUGGAGAAGAUGAUGCUUGUACUGAAGGCGCCUCCGAGGUUGUAUCCGUAUUCUCGGGGGAUUGUGUCGGCGCAUGGGAGGGCGAGGCUAGUUGUGCAGCUUCUCGAGCUUCACGUUCUCGUGCUUCGAUCAUGGCAGCAUUUUGCAAGACACGACGUUGUCGCUCCAAGUCAGCGAGAAGCUCCUGCAAGAAAAAAGAGUAGUGAGAACUCCAGUCAAGCUCGGUACGCCAUACUUUGGGAUCACAUACCUGGUACGUGGGCGGAUGUGACCUGGUCGUUCCUAGCGUGAGUUCAUUUAUGGAGACAUACCAGGUAACCGCUUCUCUCCAGCGAUAUAGGUCCACAUAUCAUAGCCCCGUCGAUAUUUCACGACGCGUUUCGUUCUCACAUCUAUAAGAGUCAUUCUCAACCCGUGCAGCCGUGGCAUAACCAUAAAGCAUACCUCCGUGAGGGUUUGGGUACUCAAAGUACCGAUUACCUACAUAUAAGUGAUGUAUCCAGAGUCACCACGACGUCGAGAGUAUUGAAGAGCAUGAUUUACAAACUGGGUUGGAUAUUUUUGCCCAUAGGCGUCGGAAGACGGAAACUGACAUAGUCUCAAGUCAGUAGUAAACCCUUCAAGUUGCCAGGAAGCAGAUGGGUGCGGCUAUUAUGCAGUUCAAGUUGGCUUUGAGCGAAUAUACCAGCCGUGGUCUUGAAUGGCAGGUUAGAGUCAAAGCGCGCACUUUGCGUGCACAUACCCAUAAGCGCCCUACAUUCCUUUUUGGGUCAGACAUACGCGUACGUCGCGCCUACAGUGCACGCUCAAAUUGACUUACUCUUGACCACCAUUUACCUGGAUUCGCCAUGGCCGACGUCGAAAUGAAAUCUGCGGACGAGAAGAAGGCGGAGGAGGCAAAAGAGGAGGAGAAACCCAAGAAGAUUCCUCUGACUCCUGCGGCUGAAAUCAAGCAGAAUGCAGCUCUCAUUGAACGUGCCGUCUCGACUUUCGAACCUCGCUUUACGCAUCGAGUCUUGCGUACCCUAACGUCUUUGAAGAAAAGACUUGAUGCGGAUGCUCUUAGAGACGCGAUAGAAGAGAUAUACCCUACAGAGUCAUCUCUCCGUCAACAGCUUCUCUCAUGGCUUCCAGCCGCGACGUCCGAUCACACAAUGGAAGUCGACUCCGUAACUACGAAGCAACCACCCACCGAGCCCGUACCAGAAACCGAGAUUUAUCUUCGCCUACUUCUGAUUCAUUACCUGCUUUCUUCGUCGAGCAACUAUGGCAAGGCUAUCGAACUCUCGAGACAAACCGUGGAAAAGAUUCAGGCGCUGAAUAGAAGGACCUUGGACCCUAUCUCAGCCAAGGUUUGGUACGCGUUGGAGCGAGCGUAUGAGUUGGGUGGCGAGUUGGCCGAUGCACGACCUCUAUUCCUCGCUGCUCAGCGUACUGCUUCCCUCCGACACGACGAGGAGACUCAGGCUUCCCUCAUCAACCGACUUCUCCGCAGUUACCUCCAGUACAACCUCUACGACCAGGCCGACAAGCUGGUGUCUAAGACUACCUUUCCCACGUCUGCCAGCAAUUCUCAAUAUGCACGUUAUCAUUACUACCUGGCCCGUAUCAAAGCCGUUCAACUCAACUACUCCGCUGCGCACACGAACAUCCAGCAAGCAAUUCGUCGCGCACCGCCAGCAACGACUGCGCCUGGGUUCUACCAAGCCAUUCAUAAGCUCUCCGUCAUCGUGGAGCUUUUGAUGGGUGAUAUUCCCGAACGAAGUCUCUUCCGACAUCCCGUACUGGAGAAGGCACUGACUGGGUAUUUCGAGAUCGUGAAAGCUGUGCGCUCGGGCUCGCUAUCACAAUUCCAGAACGCGUUGUCAAAGCACGCGGCACAGUUCGAGGCGGACAAGACCCACACACUCAUCGUCCGUCUCCGUCAGAACGUCAUCAAAACUGGAAUCCGACGUCUCUCUCUUUCAUACUCUCGCAUCUCACUGCGCGAUAUCUGCGUCAAGCUUCAUCUCGACUCCGAGGAAGACGCCGAGUACAUCGUCGGCAAGGCCAUCCGCGAUGGUGUCAUUGAGGGUCGCAUCAUCCACGAGAAGGGUUGGAUGGAGUGUGGUGGUCAGAAGGGCGGAUACGGACCUGAGGUCAUCGACGUCUUCAACCGUCGUAUCUCAUACUGCCUCGAGCUGCAUAAUCAAAGUGUAAAGGGUAUGCGAUACCCACUUAAUGCUCAUCGGAAAGAGCUUGCCGCGGCUGAAGGUGCCCGCUCGCGUGAGAAGGAACUUGCGAAGGAGCUUGCGGAGGGUGGUGGUGAUUUCGACGAUGAGCCGGGGCUUGGGGAAGGGUUCUAGCAUUGUUAAUAUCACUCUUUGUAUGGCACACAUGGUCUUCUGAUCAAAGGAUUGAACAUCAAGUAUGUGGUAUGUU